UCUCCGUGUGCAGGCUCGGGAGUGAUUGGCGUUUGUCGCUUCGCUUUGUGCAUGGAUGUCGAGUGCCCAAGUACUGCAAACUGCUCCAUAAAGAAGACAAAGCCCUGGUGUUUGUAAGCAGCUCAGUCCCUUGAUCAAUGCUCCGACGUAAACAGUAUCGAUCCGCCCCGGAGCGAGAGGUAGUGUUCCUUUAGCCGGCUAGCUGGAGCCGCGGUGAAUGCAUGGAAACUCCGUCCCGGCUCUCUCUCCCGCAGACAGGCAAGCAACGUUCACUAGCGACCCUGGACAUGGGGAAUAAGAUGUCCUCUGGCAGAGGACGCAGUGACCAAAAUACGAUGUCCGGGUUAACUUCUCCGACCCCUCUUCCUUGCAGUGCCUUUCGUGCGGCUUCAGACUGCAAGCAGAUGCUUGACAAUAACGGUUGUAGUGAAGGAGACCUGAAAACCAGCGAAGGAGGCAAAAUGAAAGCAGCCGAUUUGAACCCGUCUCCCCCUCGAUCAUCUGAGCAACUGGAGUCUGAUGGAAACGUCACCUCUGAAACAAAUUGUCAGCAGAGUGAGUAUGUGUCGUCACCAGUGGCUUCACCAGUAAGCGACUCCGCAACAGACAGCCCAGACAAGCCCAAGGGGAUCCGCAGGAGACGUGGUAGGCCUUCUAAACCAAAAUUCGUGUUGCCUGAUGGUGAUGCUUUGCUCCCAAAAAGAGGAAGAGGACGGCCAAAAAAAUCUGAAGCUGCAGCUUAUCCAAAAAAGGUUCCUAAGAUUGUGGCUCCACGUCCUCCUGUUAAUCCUGCAAGGACGCUGAGGAGUAGAAGAGGGCCACAUCUGUCCACACAGGGUGAGACACUUAAUCCCGAGGAAUUCCGUCACGGUAUUAAAAGAAGAAGAGCCAAGUGCCACACUGAUCAGCAAAUUCCAGAAAAAGUGUUCAAGCUGGAAGAAUCCCAGGAGGUAUCACCAGAGUUGAGCAACAACAAAAACGGUGGUGGUAGUGUAGAAGCGAGCAUUGAUACACCAGAGACUAAUACAUAUGGAAAUGUUGAUCAGUUGCCCCUGCUUUCUGAAAAUGUGCAAGUAAAACGGGAGCUGCUGUCCCAGCCAGAGCCAGAAAUAAGUCCUUCACAUGAUUUGAAUAGUUUAAACUUGCUAAACCCCCCUAAAGACAGUAAAGAAACAAACAUAAAACAGUCAGUGAGCAUGAAUGGCAACGAGGAGCCUCUGUCAAAAACACCUGAUUUACCAGUGAUAGUGGAUUUUCUGAAGGAUGAGCCAUCUUGCACAAAUAUUGUAACCUCCAUUAAAGAAAUGCCCAAAUCUGUAGAGACCCCCUCUGCUGGGGAAGCUGAAGAUGUAGAUCUGGAAGAGGAUGACUCAAAUCCAGUGUCACAGUCAAAUAGUCCUAAAACUGUUCAAAAAGAUGCCACAUCCACAGUUAAACCAGAGUGUCCAAAAAGGCAGCGAAAACGUUUUAGGCGCAAGAGAGGCGGCAGGAGAAGGAGGAGGAGAAAUGUUUUUAUACAGAAGGAGAACCUUGUAGAGAAACAUGACGCUGGUGGGGAUACACAGCAAAAAACAGACGAUGCGGAUAAGGAAGUUGACUUGGAUGGCACUAAGGUCAUCUAUACUAAAAAAGGGAGUAAAACACUGUUAAAAUGUGGUUACUGUGGUCGGCUGUUUAAAUUUCUGUCUCAGUUCGUCAUCCAUCAGCGCAUUCAUACGGGGGAAAGGCCUUUCAUAUGCUCUGAGUGCGGAAAAGGUUUUAGCAAAAAUUCUAAUCUAAAUCUUCAUCUUAAGACGCACAGGAAGAACAACAUGUAUCAAAAAUGUCAUUUGUGCAAGCUACGGUUCUCUUCCUCGGAGUAUGCCUCUCAUCUUAAGACGCACGCAGAUGAGCUAGAGCUACAGACCAACAUCAUCAAGCCUGAAAAACAGAGCAGAGAGGUGACCCAUGAAAUCGACCAGGGAUUUCUGAAACCAGCCACACCGGAAAAAAAAGAAAAAAAGGUUUGCCAGUACUGUGGUAAAACAUUCCCGUUCCAGUCCGCCCUCGUUAGACAUGUCCGAGUCCACACGGGAGAGAAGCCCUACAAGUGUGAUAUAUGCGGCAAAGCUUUCGGUCAAGCCUAUUUUCUCCGAGUUCACGAAUUGACACACUGGUCUGUGAAGCGCUACAAUUGCACACUAUGCGAAAAAUCUUUCACUCAUUAUAGCAACGCAAAAAACCACACAUGUAAACCCGUGGAAGGAAUUGAACCUCCACAGACCAGCAGGCGUAUAAAACCCUCGCUGACAUACACAUGUCACAUCUGCAAAAAGAUUUUUGAACACCUGCAGGUGUUCAACACCCAUAUGAAAGAGCACACGGGCACAAGGCUUUACCGCUGUUUGUUUUGUGACAAGCUGUUUGCUACCCUGUCUGAAUUUCACACCCAUCGUAGUCGGUGCACGGCAGAGAAAAAUACUUCCAGUCAACCAAUAAAGGAGGAAGAGACGAUGACACUGAUUCAGUACUCGGUACCUUCACUUAGGUGUUCGUCAGGACCCAACUCCACUCCCGUUGUGACUUCACGCUGUGAAAUGCAAAACAAACCAUCGCAGGUCAGGCAGAAGAGGCGCGCUACCAAGUUAAACAAACCCUUUCUGUCAACGGUCGUACCGCCUGAUCAAAUGUCCCACAUUGUGUUAAAGCUGAACAAGCUCGAUAAUAGAUCCGACCCUAGGAGAUAUCUGUGCCCAAAGUGUGGGCGACAGUUCAGACAUAUGGGCAGGCUCAGAGCCCACAUGCUCACACACGCCGGCGGCCAGAGUUACACUUGUGCCUCUUGUGGGAAGACACUGGGGAGUUGGCAAAAACUGUGGUAUCACCAGAGAAUCCACCGGCAGAGAAGUGGCCGCUUCACUUGUCCACAGUGCGGGCAAGGUUUUCGCUUCGUCGGGGCUUAUAAAAAACACAUGAAAGAGCACCCCGAUUUCCACUGGGUUCAAAAGAGGCCUAUGAAAGCGUUUCUGCCUUAUCAAUGCGAGCAAUGCAAAUGCAGCUUUAAGACUCUCGAUCUGCUGUUCAGUCACCAGAUUUGCCAUUCCUCGACACAGGACAUACGCGUAGACACUAAUUUUGACUUAACAGAGGAUCGCAGUUCACAACCAAACAAGAAAAUACCAAGCUCUCCCAGCAACAGUCUGGUUAUUUUGUCAGGUGAAAGAAAUAGCGUUUUCUCGAGCCUCUCGCAUAAAUAUUCAGAUGCAGCUUGUGAAAGGUCCCCUCUGCUUCCCGUGAUUUCUUCUGUGUAUAGUCAGGGCCCGGAUUUGGAUUAUUCUGUAGGCAGCACACAGUUAGUCCAAGAUAAAGAAACUCAGCCUGACAGAAUGACUGAAAAUGUGCCUAUAAGUAGAAGAAAAACAUGUUCCAAUCAAAGUAACAGCAAAUCAAAUGAAGGGUCUUCAGACGAUGUUAAUUGUGCUGUGUGUGGAAAUGCGUUUCCUGCCAUUUCAGACCUUUAUCAACACUAUUUACAGCAUGCUAGAGGUGAGGUGUAAAACAUGACAUGCAGUUUUCUCACAUUUAGGUAUUUUUAAGUUUUGAACGCAGGGGCCCUCCUAGUGUUGGAUUAAACAACAUAAAAACAUUACUUCACACUUGGUAAACAAGGAAACAGAGCACGCUGUGAAUUUCAAAUCUGUUUUCAUUUCCUUUUAGUUAAGAACUUCAGGAAGAUUCCACUUACUCUAUUUUAGUCAUUUCUGACUUCUAAAAUAAAAGGAAAGCUGUUGAGAAACAGAAAGAAAGUUGGGGGCACGCUGAUGAUGCCAGAAGGGACUGCAGUGCGCUAUCAAACUAAUUUUCCAGAUACUGUACAUGUAGUGGAUCAAUUCCUUACCAGCAGCAAAACAUGAAUAUUAGGCUGUUCAAGAAUGUGUCUGGAGGCAGAAAUAAAUUACUUAUAUAUAGAUUAGAUUUAAAAGAAAAACAGAUUGGGUCCUCAUUUAUGCAUUCUGGAACUGGUAUUUAAUAACUUUGGGGAUUUAUUUCACAAUCUGAGACAAAGCUAACAGUUUAAAAUAAAAUCAUGUCCUUAAAAUAAACACACUGUGUGAGUUUAGUUUGAUUAAGUUCAUCACAGUGCAUCUGCCUGCGUUGUAUUCACUGUGAAUGAAAUUAUCAACUUAAACCAUGUACGGUAGUUCUGGAGGGCACUGAAUUCACAUUUGUGUUGGACAACAACAUCCUUGUGUUUCAGCAUUUUCCAUUUAUAUUUUAAGAAUGAAUAUCCGGCUUUGCACAAAUGUGUCAUGUGCUUUUAUCUAGCUUUACACUUAACUACCCACAAAAAACGUCAGACAAACAUUCCACAACUAUUAGCCAGGUUUUGCAGAUUAUUAUUUACUGCUUAUUGGAUGAAAAAGUGUAAAUUUUGACCAUCGUGUUGGCCUUUACUUUUUUGGAGAAAUGAACCUCUUUCCUUGUUGUUCCUUCACUCUGUUGUAUAUAUUGAUGCUACAGUUUUGUCUUGAACACAAUAAAGCCAAUUUUUGUA
Cololabis saira (Pacific saury) is the source of this 4534-nucleotide messenger RNA. RefSeq names its product zinc finger protein 26. The transcript is spliced from 3 exons. Bases 222 to 3536 code for a protein of 1104 amino acids. The record is from RefSeq and is a predicted model, not a curated record. Gene Ontology annotation, biological process: regulation of transcription by RNA polymerase II. Gene Ontology annotation, molecular function: RNA polymerase II cis-regulatory region sequence-specific DNA binding; DNA-binding transcription factor activity. Lineage: Eukaryota; Metazoa; Chordata; Actinopteri; Beloniformes; Belonidae.